AUGAACUUGAAUAACGUGACUCGCGCCAUCGUGAUUCAGAAAAGAAAGAAGAUCGAAAAGGAGGAAGAUAGAGAGCAAGUGAAUCAUCUGACUUUUAUUAUCACGAUGAGGAAAAGAAAGAAGAUCGAGAAGGAAGUCGAUGAAGGAAAGAUCGAAAAGGAAGACGACCAAGAAAAGAAAGAAGAAUCGAAAAGGAAGACGACCAAGAAAAGAAAGAAGAUCGAAAAGGAAGACGACCAAGAAAAGAAAGAAGAUCAAAAACGAAAAGACAAAAGAUCGAAAAGGAAGAUGAUCAAAAAAAGAAGAACGAAAAGAAAGAAGAUCGAAAAGGAGGAAGAUGAUGAACAAGUGAAUCAUCUGACUUUAAUCAUCACGAUGCAUAAAAGAAAUAUCGAAAAGGAAGAGAAGAAGAAAAGGAACAAACGAUGA
This is a messenger RNA of Macrobrachium nipponense, 429 nucleotides long. RefSeq lists its product as uncharacterized. NCBI's taxonomy places the organism in Eukaryota, Metazoa, Arthropoda, Malacostraca, Decapoda, Palaemonidae. The record is from RefSeq and is a predicted model, not a curated record. The transcript has 3 exons. The coding region runs from base 1 to 429 and encodes 142 amino acids.